Molecule: messenger RNA, 1935 nt
Organism: Scophthalmus maximus (turbot)
Lineage: Eukaryota; Metazoa; Chordata; Actinopteri; Pleuronectiformes; Scophthalmidae
Gene: rsrc2
Product: arginine/serine-rich coiled-coil 2
Exons: 10
Coding region: 142-1383 (413 amino acids)
Source: RefSeq, a predicted model, not a curated record
AUUCAAUAGCUUAAACCUGGCAACCCGAAUCAAAUUAGCACAGCCACACAUCGGCUCUUAGCGGCUAGCUACCGCUCCUGCCCGUGUUCGUUUGAAUAUUCAACAAAACAACGCGCUACACAUACAUUGUUGCUCAGAAUUAUGUCGGCAAGUGAUGACUCUGUCGACUUGACCAGAACAGGCUCCCCAGUUCAUCACAGAAAAAAACACAGCAUGGAGUCAUCGAGAUCUCCCAGACGCUCCAAACACCACCAUUCGCGGUCAAGGUCACGCUCCAGGGACCGAAAACGUGACAGAAAAUACAGACGUAGUCGCAGCAGGAGCAAAGAGGCACGAAAGAGGGACUCUGAGAAGCUGUCAAAGUCACACAGAAAAACAGAUGAGCAGCAAGAGCAAGAGAGACUUUCAGCAGAGAAUGGGGAGGAGAGAUCCAGACGCAAAGACAGGAGGUCCUCCAAAGGCCGGAGUUUGUCCAGGUCACACUCACGAGAGAGGCGGCAUCACAGUAGAAGUAGGGACAAACGGCGUUCACGGUCACGCAGCCGGGACAGGAAGAAGAAGGCUAGGUCUCGCUCAGGUUCACGGACCAAACACCGCCAUCAUAGCAGAAGUCGCAGCAAGAGCAGGGAGCGAAAGAAAAGGAGUGAGAAAGUGCGCAGAAAGAGUCGAAGCAGGUCUGUUAAUCCACCUGUCAUCCGGGGCAGAAACGCAGCUAUGGAUGCACAAGAGGCCCUGGCCAGAAGGCUGGAGAGAGCCAAGAAGCUACAGGAGCAGAAGGAAAAGGAAAUGUUUGAGAAACAACAGCAGCAGCAGCAGCAGCAACAACAGCAGGAGAUAGUUGCAGUAACUGCCCCAAUCGCAGCAGUUGCCGCUGCAGCAGCUGCUGUCUCAAACCCCGCACUCAAUGUGGCGGCACUCCUGGCCUCCGGGACGCAGGUCACGCCUCAGAUUGCCAUGGCAGCACAAAUGGCAGCCCUUCAAGCAAAAACACUGGCAGAGACUGGUAUUGCUGUGCCCAGCUACUACAAUCCAUCCGCUGUAAACCCCAUGAAGUUUGCAGAGCAGGAGAAAAAGAGGAAAAAGCUGUGGCAGGGAAAGAAGGAAGGGGACAAGUCCCAGACAGCUGAGCUGUGGGAGAGUCUAAACUUUGGAAACAAGGACCAAAAUGUUAAAUUUCGCAAACUAAUGGGUAUUAAAGGAGAGGACGAUGCAGAAGCUUCCAAACCACUCAACGAUGAUGGUCUGCAGACUCUUCAAAAACAGGAGGAGAUGUUCAGGAACCUUGACGUUCAGUAUGAGAUGGCUCGUUCUCAGACUCACACCCAGAGGGGAAUGGGCCUCGGAUUCACAUCGUCAUUCUCCCGGGGAAUGGAUUCUAUCUAGUGCCAAACCUUGACUGUCAGCACCACUCAUCCGAUCAUUUAGGACUACCAAUUCAUCGCCAGCUCUCAAGCUUGCAUGGAUGUUGCUCUGAAUCUGUAAUUUAUAUAUAGACAAACCUCUCCCUUAUUGGAACAAUAUUAUAAUGUAAAUAGCCAGAUGCUGAGUCUCAUUGAUGAGUAAUCUGUACAUCUUGGAAAGCAAGCAUCAGUUUGACUGACUGAUGUUGGUUAAAAAUUAGAUUUUUGUUUUGAAUGAUGUAAUAGCUUUGUUUUGUUUCUUUUUUUAAACUGAAAUAUAUAUUGAUAUGUGAUUGUUUGAACGUAAACUGAUUAUAAUGUGGAUACAUUGAACACUGUUUACAUCCAUUUAGCAAAAUGCAUCUGAGGUCAGUAACAUGACCAGAAACCCUUAGUUUCAUUUCUCCUGACUGAUAAAAGCCAAACAGUGGGCUGUGAAUCACAGUGUGUUGAGGACUGCCAUUGAUGUUGAACGGUCUGAGAAGAGUAAUCACAUAUUUCAAAUAUUCUUGAAAUAAAUUAGUUUUGUGUCUAA